Molecule: messenger RNA, 1302 nt
Organism: Aspergillus alliaceus
Lineage: Eukaryota; Fungi; Ascomycota; Eurotiomycetes; Eurotiales; Aspergillaceae
Product: DSD1 family PLP-dependent enzyme
Exons: 1
Coding region: 48-1151 (367 amino acids)
Biological process (GO): D-serine catabolic process
Molecular function (GO): D-serine ammonia-lyase activity
Source: RefSeq, a predicted model, not a curated record
AGCUUACUUCCUUGAGCUCAUACCAUACCAGUCCAAGAAAGCACAACAUGUAUUCCCCACGGGUCGGCGACCACUUGGACAGCCUGGACACCCCCUCCAUGAUCGUCGACCUCGACCUCAUGGAAGCCAAUAUCAAGAAGCUUUUUGACACUCUUCUGCCCACUGGUUUAAACAUUCGCCCACACCUGAAGACGACGAAAAGCGUCGCCCUCGCUCGCAAGCUCACCGCAGCGGGAGCGAAAGGUUGCUGCGUGGCAAAGGUGUCGGAAGCCGAGGUCGUCGCCGCCGCCGGAUUUGACGAUAUUCUGAUCACUACGGAAAUUAUUGGUCCGCAGAAGGUGAAGCGGCUGGUCGAACUCUUCCGGACACAUCCCAGCAUUCGGAUCGUGGUCGACAGUGUAGUGGGGGCCACGGCCAUUGACAAGGCGCUGGCACAGGCGGGGAUCGCAGAGCCCAUCUCCGUCCUCAUCGAUCUGGAUGUGGGACUUCAUCGCACGGGCGUGGCCAAUGCGGAAACGGCUCUGGCUCUCGCAAGCCACAUCGGCUCCCUCCGCCACUUGCGCCUGAUCGGCGUUCAGGGAUACGAGGGCCAUUUACAGCAUUUGCACAGCCGUGAGGAGCGCAAGAGCCAAUGUCUCGAGUCGAUGAGAACCCUCACGGCCACGGCGGAGCUACUCCGCAACGAAGGAUUCGACAUUCAAGUCGUCACGACCGGUGGGACGGGCACGGCUGAAUUCUGCGCCUCCGUGACUGGAGUGACUGAAUUACAGCCGGGAUCCUUCAUUUUUAUGGAUACCGACUACCGCAACGCGGUCGGAACCUUCUAUUCCAACAGCCUGACCUUGCUGUCUACCGUCAUCAGCAAGCAAGGUGACCGGCAGGUGACCAUCGACACCGGCCUGAAGUCCUUAACGACUGACAGUGGGCUGGCGGAAUGCAAGGACCCGCGGUACCAGCACCAGAACUUAGGCGAUGAGCAUGGCGCCCUGAGCUGGGAGGAGGGAACCCCAGCUUUAGACGUGGGCGACCGGGUUGAAAUGAUCCCCAGUCACAUCGAUCCAACUAUCAAUCUGCAUGACUUCUACUAUGCCCAUCGAAAAGGGGUCAUUGAGGAGAUCUGGCCCGUUGACUCGAGAGGAAAGGUUCAAUAGGGAUGCCACUUCUACGGAACUCUUCCAUGGAGUCAAUAAGACACCUAUACAUUCUUGAUGGUUCCAUAUUCUUUGUUAUAUAGUAGAGACCAACGUAGACUCUGCAACGUAAAAUGUAAGCCCCUUUGGAUGAGUGCAGUUGAUAUCCUAC